AGCAGCAACAGCAACAGCAACAGCCAUCGCCCAGACGCAGCCGUGCGCUGUGCCCCGCGGCAGCCUCUGACACAAGCAACAACGGCUUAUCCGCGAUAGCGACAGCCGAUAGCGCCCGCAGCUGUUGUCCAGCUUGACACCACGGCUCUACCGUUCAGACAGAGGCACAUGUGCUGAGAGCCGGUGACGAGUCUGCCAAGAUGCGCAACCUUCGCAACAUCCGUCACCACACCUGGACGACACCCUCUGCCGAGCCCGUCAGUGUCCCCAUCUCGGCCACCUGCUGGGAUCCGGCCCAAGACCAGGUCCUCUGCACCUUUGGCCCCCGAGAGCAUGAUGGCCAGAUCCAGCUCGUCCGCGUGGUCGAGCAUGUCAGACCCUCUUCUGUUGAUGUGGAACAUGUAGAAGUAGCCUCAUGGCCAGCGCCAAGUCCAAACCCAGAUCUGCUGGUGGACCGCGUGGUCAGCUUGCACCACUUUGCCGACAAUGGCAGCACCUGCCUCGUCUUUGAGGGAGGCGACAUUGUCGUCGUCCAGGAGUCAGAUCCGGGGUCCAGCGAUGUCCACAUCGAGAUCAUGGGGUCCAUUGACGAGGGCAUCACCGCUGCCCGGUGGUCCCCAGACGAGGAGCUCUUGGCCAUUACCACCAAAGCCAACACUCUGGUCUUCAUGAGUCGAAACUUUGAAGGUGUCACGGACGCCACAAUGGGCCCGGAUGACUUGAAGCUCUCAAAACACGUCAAUGUUGGCUGGGGCAAGAAAGAGACCCAGUUUCAGGGCAAGGGCGCCAAAGCCAUGCGGGACCCCACGAUUCCUGAGAAAGUCGACGAGGGAAAGAUCAGCCCGACAGACGAUGGUUCCACCACGAUCAGCUGGAGGGGCGAUGGUGCUUACGUCGCUGUCAACUCGAUAGAGACUGGCGUACGGAGAGUGAUUCGUGUGUUCUCCAGAGAUGGAGUCCUAGACAGUGUCAGCGAGCCGGUAGACCACUUGGAAGCAGCUUUGAGUUGGCGGCCAUCAGGCAAUCUUAUUGCAGGGAUCCAGCGCAUCGGAGACAGGACAGAUGUUGUCUUCUUUGAACGCAAUGGGUUGAGACACGGCCAAUUCUCCUUGCGAGAUCCCAAAGACAGAUCUCUUGCACAAGACAGGAUACGGCUGGAGUGGAACUCCGACUCGACCGUCCUCGGCGUGGUGCUUCACGACAGGACACAGUUCUGGACGACGGGCAACUAUCAUUGGUACCUGAAGGCAGAGGCCAUUGAAGAGAGUCGGGCUCACCACUUGACGUGGCACCCGGAAAAGGCACUUCGGUUCGCGUCUGCCACUUCUGACAAGCUCGUCCUUGGCGAGUACAUCCUCGACAUAGCAAGAGGCUCUUUGGCUGCCCCAUAUGAUUAUGGAGCUGUCGCUGUGAUAGAUGGCAAUGUCUUGAAGCUGACUCCUUUCCGGACCGCCAACGUCCCGCCGCCCAUGGCACUUUUUGAGCUGCCAGCUCCUUCCUCGAUCUUGGAUGUUUCCUUCUCACCAGCAAACACAUACAUGGGACUGCUCCAUACUGAGGGUUUCAGCUUGUACGAAUGGAAACUGAAUGGGGAGCGAUCCCUGAAACCAGUCUUGAUUGGCUCUCUGGAUUUCCCCAAGACCGCUGGUGGCAGGACCACACCCCUGCAGAUAUUCGUGAGCGAGACCGGUAAUGUGUAUUGUCUUUGCCAUAACAAAAACUCCUUACUGCGAAGAUACGUCUUCGACAGCACCGUGGGAGACUUCACCACUGAGGACGGCAUGUAUGCCACAUCGCUAUCGGGCUUUGCGGGAAUCACACAGGCGAGCACGCGAGCUGUCCUAGCUUUCGAUUGCCUUGGCAAGCUACACAACGUAGCAGAUCAGGAAGAUGAAAUCUUCUCUGUACGGCUACCAUCCCAACUGCCGUGGACUCAAGUGGUGGACCUGGCUGGUCAGGUCAUUGCAUUCGGGCUGUCAAGGAAUGGCCACCUCUACGCCAAUUCCCGACUACUUCUGAAGAAUUGUACCUCGUUCUUAAUCACUACAGCGCACGUUGUAGUCACCACCUCAAACCAUCUUGUCAAGUUCAUCCACUUGACCGAUGUGGAGAGCAUGGAGGUUCCUCCAGAUGACCCCGAGACAGACGAGAGAUGUCGCAGCAUCGAACGCGGCGCUCGACUUGUCACGGCCAUGCCGACGAAUAUGUCUUUGGUCUUGCAGAUGCCUCGCGGUAACUUGGAGACCAUCUACCCACGCGCCAUGGUCCUUGCCGGUAUACGGCAUUUGAUCGAGCAGCAAGACUAUGCUGGUGCCUUCACGUGCUGCAGAACGCAGCGAGUGGACAUGAACAUUCUCUUCGACCACAGGCCCCAGCAAUUCUUGGAGAACACUGGAUUAUUCAUUGAACAGCUUGCGGAUAUCACAUACAUCGAUCUUUUCCUUUCGUCACUCAGAAACGAGGACGUUACGCAGUCCAUGUACCGAGACACAAAACCAGGUGCUAGCACAUCAGCCAGCGCCGAGCCUUCUACUGCAUCUGCCGACGCCGAGUCUCGCAAGGUGAAUAGGAUCUGCAACGCUGUACUGAGCUAUCUGAACUCCCGCAAGACUCUGGACAACGGCACGUUGCAGAACAUCAUCACAGCCAAUGUCUGCAAAGACCCGCCGGCAUAUGAGAGCGGUCUGCUUGUCGUGGCAAAGCUGAUGCAAGAGGACGAGAAACUGGCCGAGAAGGCGGUUGAGCACAUUUGCUUCCUAGCUGAUGUAAACACGCUCUACGAUGAAGCUUUGGGGCUAUAUGACCUGGAGCUCGCGACUCUGGUCGCUCAGCAGUCGCAGCGAGACCCGAGGGAGUACUUGCCAUUUAUUCAGGAUCUGCACAAGCUGCCUGAAAUCCGACGACAAUUUGCAAUCGACGACCACCUCAAGCGGAAAGAGAAGGCACUGGCGCAUCUCCAGGAACUUCAAGCACACGCCGAGGCCCAGGACUACACAGUCAAGCACACUCUCUACGGACCUGCCCUCAAGUUGUACCGCUACGACCCAGCCAAUCUCACCACGCUGACUGGCCUCUAUGCAACCUACCUCGAGAGCAUGUCUCGCUUCCGCGAGGCUGGCUUGACCUACGAGUCGCUCCAAGACUUUGCUGCCGCCACGCGGUGUUAUCGCGCCGCAGGCAGCACUUGUUGGCGCGAGUGUCUGUUCACCGCCAGCCUGCAGGAACCAGCGCUCUCUGCAGAAGCCCACGCCGACCUGGCCAUGGCUCUCGCGGAUGCGCUGUACGAGGCAAAAGACUACGUGUCGGCCGCGACGGUCCACAUUGAGCACCUCAAGUCCCUCGACACGGCAAUCCCAUACUUGUGCAAGGGCUAUCUCUUCGCCGACGCACAGCGACUAUGCGUCCUCCACAACCGGCCAGAACUCCUCGAGUCAGCCGUGGACACGGGUCUCGCAGAAGCCCUGAGCAGCAGCACAGAGUUCUUCGCAGACUGCAAGGCCCAGCUGAAAGCACAGUUGCCCCGGAUCCUGGAGCUGCGCCAGAAGGCCGCCGAGGACCCGCUGGCCUUCUACGAGGGCGAGCGGGCCGGGGGCAUCGACCUGCCCGACGACGUCUCGGUCGCCGCGAGCUCCCGCGUCAGCACCAGCGCGAGCUUGUUCACGCGGUACACGGGCAAGAACGGCAGCGUGGGCACCGCGGGGACCGGGGUGAGCCGUGCGACGAGCAAGAACCGGAAGCGCGAGGAGAAGAAGCGCGCGCGCGGCCGCAAGGGCACCGUCUACGAGGAGGAGUACCUGGUCAACUCUGUGCGGCGGCUCGUCGAGCGUGUCGAGGGCAACAAGGCCGAGACGGAGCGGCUGGUGUUUGGUCUCGUGAGGCGGGGCAUGAUGGAGCGCGCGAGGACGGUCGAGGCGCUCAUGGCGGAGGUCGUGGAGGCGUGCUCAGUCGCCAUACGCGAGGUGUUCCCUGCCGCUGCUGCUGCUGCUGCGGUCGCUGGCGGCGGUGUUGGUGGUGUUGGUGAAGGGGCCGGCCACCCAGAUGGAGGAGGAGGAGGAGGAGCAGUCACUGAUGAAGCAUCGUGGGAGCCGUCGGGCGCUGAUGCCGUACUGGCGGCCACGCUCGAGGCCAAAUGGCGCACCCAGGAGCCACCGGUCAUCACGGGGGUGCAGAAGCUGUCUAUUCUCGGGUCUUGAGAGUGCUGCGGCGACCCGUACAUGAAAUUAAAGUCUAGGUCAUGUUCUGUAGAGUCCUAGCAGUUAGUCUAGAUGAUAGAGCAUAUGGAUACAUCAUACGACACAAAUGAAGGAAAAGAAGAUGUAGAUGAAACCCCUUCAGAGAUACGGGCUUUCUAGAGUCCAUAGAUUUUCAUGCUUCUAUAGUCAGUACCAGGGUCCAUCACGCAUAGUCAUGAUUCAGACACAUUGAUCAAGGC
Molecule: messenger RNA, 4432 nt
Organism: Microdochium trichocladiopsis
Lineage: Eukaryota; Fungi; Ascomycota; Sordariomycetes; Xylariales; Microdochiaceae
Product: IKI3 family-domain-containing protein
Exons: 5
Coding region: 201-4193 (1330 amino acids)
Biological process (GO): tRNA wobble base 5-methoxycarbonylmethyl-2-thiouridinylation
Cellular component (GO): cytosol; elongator holoenzyme complex
Molecular function (GO): tRNA binding
Source: RefSeq, a predicted model, not a curated record